CCCGCGAUCGCGCUGCCGCGGCAGCGCGACGCCGUGCGACACUUCGCGAUGGAUCUCGGUGGGUCCCUGGUGAAGCUCGUGUACUUUAGCCCGAGCGGGACGGACGCGAGCGGACGCGCGGUGGCGGGAGGACGAUUGCACUUUCGAAAGUUUCCCUCGGCGCAUUUGAACGAUUGCAUGGACUUUAUAGAGUUCAAAAAAUUGCACGUGGGAGGGUCGGGCACGACGGAGGGCGACGGCGAGGAUGGCGGCGUGACGGUGAAGGCGACGGGGGGCGGCGCGUACAAGUUUUCAAAGACGUUUCAGGAUCGGUUGGGGAUCACGCUGCAGAAGGAGGAUGAGAUGGCGUGCGCGGUGGCGGGGGCGAAUUUUUUGUUGGAGACGAUUCGCGACGAGGCGUUUACGUAUACUGAUGAUGAGAAGGCAUUUAUAUCAAAAGACGCGUUGACGCGUGAAUCGUUGUUUCCGUACCUGUUGGUGAACAUCGGGAGCGGGGUGAGCAUCAUCAAGGUUGAUAAGGAUGGGCACGAGCGCGUGAGUGGUAGUAAUAUAGGUGGGGGGACGUUUUGGGGAUUGUGCCGGUUGUUGACCGGGCUCAAGGAUUACGAUGAAAUGUUAAAGUUGAGCGCGCAGGCGGACAAUGCGAAGGUGGACAUGCUCGUCGGGGAUAUUUAUGGCGGCCGCGACUACCCCAACAUCGGUCUGUCUAGCGAGACUAUCGCGAGUUCUUUCGGGCGAGUCGUCAUGGACGAAGGAAGCUUGGAAGAUUACUCGAAAGCCGACAUAACGCUUUCUCUGUUGCGUAUGAUCUCGUACAACAUCGCGCACAUUUCAACCAUGAACGCCGUCAAAUACGGGCUCAAGCGCAUCUUUUUUGGAGGUUACUUCAUCCGAAACCACGCAUACACGAUGAACACAAUUUCGUUCGCCGUCGAUUUCUGGUCUAAAGGAUCAUUGAAAGCGAGUUUCCUGCGUCACGAGGGCUUCCUCGGCGCCCUAGGGGCAUUUCUGCAAGACGUCGAGGCGCAGAAAAAUCUUAGCAAUGCCGCGCAGCAAGGGACGUGGAUCGAGAAGUUUAUCAAGUGUUCGGUGCCGCCUACAGGCAUGGAUCGCAAACGAUCGGCCAGAACGUCGCACUCAUCAAAAGGUAGUCUGACGACGCCAGCGACGCCGCCCAGGGCACGCCGCGACAAGCACUCCUCAGGAGAAGAAACGCCGUCGGAUCGGAACGAUCCCACGCAGUUGCUCAACUCUGCAGGCUUACAAGUUGGUGUUUUGCACCUCGAGCCGACGUUGGAAACUUUUCCAUUGCUUCGCGAAGGGCGCGAUUACGACCCAAACAUCUUUGACAUGCUCACCAAUACCACUGAACGAGAUUACUGGUUGGACACGCUGGAACGCUUGCAAUCUGGGCUCGUGGAGCGCGCGCUAGUGAGCGAACCAUCGAGCUCUGACGCAAAAGAACGCGCAGAAAAUUUUGACAACGUGUUUAAAUCGCACUUGUCGCGACUUCGCGAAGAGCCGGCGGCGUACGGACGCAUCGGUCUCGCGGAUUUGUUCGAGAUGCGCGAAGAGUGUUUGAGAUUCUUUCGCUUUAACGACGUGUACGAAGACGUAAAAAAGCAAGAGAAUGAGUCCGCGCUCUUGGUUCUUCCCGACUUGCUCGCUGAAAUUGAUAGCUUGAACGACGACGAACGGCUGUUAGCCAUCGUCGAGGGCGUUUUGGCGGGUAACAUUUUCGAUUGGGGAUCCCAAGGCACGCUCGAUUUGUAUCGCAACGGUACGAUUUUAGAAAUCUAUCGCAACGCGAGAAGCACGGUGAACAGGCCGUGGGCCAUCGAUGACUACGACGCUCUGCGCGAUCGAUUGAACGCUCCGAAUGCGAAGCAGUACCGCAAAGCGUUGCUCUUUUGCGAUAAUUCCGGCGCCGACAUCAUCUUGGGCAUGCUUCCGUUCGCUCGCGAGCUUUUGAAGCGAGGCACGUCCGUCGUUCUCGUCGCCAACUCCCUCCCCGCCAUCAACGACAUCACCGCGACCGAGCUUACGGGGAUAUUACAAGCCACCAAGUCUCUCGACUCGCAGCUCGAAAUCGCCAUCGAUUCCGGCGCGCUCUCCGUCGUGAGCUCGGGCUCUGGUUCGCCCUGCUUGGACUUCCGCCGUCUCUCCAACGAAGCGUGCGUCGCCGCUCGAGACGCCGAUCUCAUCGUCCUCGAAGGCAUGGGACGCGCCAUUCACACCAACUAUCGCGCCCAAUUUUCGUGCGACACCAUCAAGCUCGCCAUGAUUAAAAACCAGCGUCUCGCCGAGAAGCUCUUCGGUCCGCGCGGCGAGAUCUGGGACUGCGUCGUUCGCUUCGAAGCCGCGUAGCGUUGUCAUUUAUUCGCGCAUUCGUCGCGUUCA
Messenger RNA from Ostreococcus lucimarinus CCE9901, 2400 nucleotides. RefSeq lists its product with no specific name. The record is from RefSeq and is a predicted model, not a curated record. The coding region runs from base 49 to 2367 and encodes 772 amino acids. Gene Ontology annotation, molecular function: ATP binding; pantothenate kinase activity. Gene Ontology annotation, biological process: coenzyme A biosynthetic process. NCBI's taxonomy places the organism in Eukaryota, Viridiplantae, Chlorophyta, Mamiellophyceae, Mamiellales, Bathycoccaceae. The transcript is spliced from 2 exons. Gene Ontology annotation, cellular component: nucleus; cytosol.